Molecule: messenger RNA, 1094 nt
Organism: Gossypium arboreum
Lineage: Eukaryota; Viridiplantae; Streptophyta; Magnoliopsida; Malvales; Malvaceae
Product: caffeoylshikimate esterase-like
Exons: 1
Coding region: 76-1038 (320 amino acids)
Cellular component (GO): membrane
Molecular function (GO): lipase activity
Source: RefSeq, a predicted model, not a curated record
AGACAAGGCAACUUGUGGUUGUGGUUUAAUUAUUUCCGUCUAAUUGCAUCUUGUUUCUUUUUCAGUCUAAACCAAAUGAUUCACCCAAUUCACGAAGCUAAUGAAAGCUGCCCAUAUGGAGACCUCACAAGAGAGGAGUUCUACCAGAAGCAUCAGAUUCUCCAUCAGGAGGGCUUUAUGUUGAACAGUCGAAAAAUGAGAAUCUUCACUCAAUCAUGGCGACUGAAUUCAACACACAAUCUGAGAGGGGUAGUAGCAAUGGUUCAUGGCUAUGCAUCCGACAGCGGCUGGCUAACCGAGCUCACUGCAGUAGCCAUUACCAAAUGUGGAUUCUUAGUGUGUGCACUUGAUCUACAAGGCCACGGUUUAUCUGAUGGAUUUCCAGGCCAUAUCCCCAGUAUCAAACACGUCAUCCAGGACUGCAUUCACUUCUUUGAUUCUGUAAAACAGGAGUAUCGCAAGUUGCCAGCAUUUUUGUAUGGCGAAUCACUAGGAGGUGCUGUUUCUAUUCUGAUAUGCUUGAAGCAAAAGAAUGAAUGGGAUGGUUUGAUUUUGAAUGGUGCAAUGUGCGGCGUCUCAGCCAAGUUCAAGCCUGCAUGGCCCUUAGAAAAGCUACUUCCUGUGGCUGCAUUCCUCGCACCAACAUGGACAGUAGCGGCUGCAAAACCUGUUGCUAGCAAAUCAUACAAGGAGGAAUGGAAGAGAAGGCUGGCAGCAAAAAACCCGAAUCGACGAGCCUCAGGAAAGCCACCAGCGGCGACUGCUUUGGAAUUUCUGAGGGUGUGCGAGUAUAUUAGACGGCACAGCCAGGAGCUACAGGUUCCGAUGCUAAUGGUGCAUGGCGAAGAUGAUAAGGUAUGUGAUUGUAGGUCCGCUCGGUUAGCGUAUGAAUCAGCUUCCAGUCAAGACAAAACAUUGAAGAUCUUUCCUGGAAUGGAUCAUAUGUUGAUCGGUGAAGGCAAGGACAAUGUGGAUCUUGUUUUUGGCACGAUUUUAGCCUGGCUGGGAGAGCGAGCAGACCAGAUCAGACCGGUCUAAAUUUAUUUGCCAGACCUAUUAUUUUUAUUUUUAUACUUAUCUUGCUAUUAUUCUAA